Trifolium pratense (red clover) is the source of this 1278-nucleotide messenger RNA. RefSeq lists its product as uncharacterized. The record is from RefSeq and is a predicted model, not a curated record. NCBI's taxonomy places the organism in Eukaryota, Viridiplantae, Streptophyta, Magnoliopsida, Fabales, Fabaceae. Bases 99 to 902 code for a protein of 267 amino acids. The transcript is spliced from 2 exons.
CCUUCCCUAUAAAUCCUGUUCCAAUCCCAACCUUACUCAAUUCAUUCAUCACUGUGCUCUGUUUUCUGCAACUUCUUCAAAAAUCUUAACAACAAUUCAUGCUUUCUCUCAAACUCUUCCUCAUUUCCACCGCCGUUAUUUUCACGGCGUUGGGAUUGAAAUCUUCUCUUCCAUUAGCCACAACCCACCUCACUCUCCUAUGGAAUUUUUUUCUCUUGUGCUUCACUCCUCCAUACCUUAUUUUUACUGUCAACGCCAUCAUCAUCUCCAUACUUGCUUCCUCUAGAUUUCAUCAAUCCUACAACCACCCAAUUGUGGACCCCACUCCUCCCCCUAUUGUCAUCGUCAACACCGUCCACGUCGACGUCCCUACACCCUCUCCCAAACAAGAAGAAGAAGAAGAAGAACCAGAAGAAGAGACAAAACAAAUUGACCUUGGAAUUUUGAAGUUGAAGAGGAUGGACUCGCCGGAAAAUCUACCGCUGAUUGAUAAACCACUUCUUUCUACUAGGUUCACUCACCGGAAACCUCUUAAAUUCAGUCCAGAAGGUGGGAAAUCGUUGAAGGUGGCUGCGAAACAAAAACGGCACGAGACUUUAGAGAACACGUGGAAGAUGAUAACGGAAGGUCGGUCAAUGCCGUUAACUAGACACAUGAAGAAAUGUGACACGUGGCAAAACCGUUAUGAUGCGGGCCCACAUGAACCACAAGAUUCCGCCGUCACCGUCAGUGACUUCAACUUCAACAAAACAUGGAAGCUGAGAAAAGAACCGUCGUUGAGUCAAGACGAGUUGAAUAAACGCGUUGAAGCGUUCAUAAGAAAGUUUAACCAGCAAAUGCGGUUGCAAAGAGAAGAAUCCUUAAAUCAUUACAUGCAAAUGAUUAAUCAUGGUGCUAGCUAGUAAUUAUUUUUUCUGGGUGUUUUAAAUGUAUAAUUCUGGGUGUUAGCUAGCUAGUAAUUAAACCCGUAUAUAAAAAAAUAGUAGUAUAUCUCAUGGUUAGAGACUUAGAGUAGAAACUUAUGUGAAAAAAGAAAGAAAAAAAAGAGAUGAAACUUAUGUAGUUUCUAGGGACAUUUAAUAUUUACAAAAUUGUGUAAAUUUUUUUUUAGUCAAAAAAUAUAUAUAUGGAGUGCAGGUUCCCUCCAUUUAGCGUGUCCUCCAUUUAUAUAUAUAGGUAUUUUUAUCAGUAUAUUUUUGUCGGCCAUGUAAGUUAAUUAAGGUAGAUUAUUGUAGGAAAUACUCCCUCCGGUCUUUUUUAUAAGAAACUAGUUAUGAA